Messenger RNA from Postia placenta MAD-698-R-SB12, 993 nucleotides. RefSeq lists its product as hypothetical. The transcript is spliced from 6 exons. The record is from RefSeq and is a predicted model, not a curated record. Lineage: Eukaryota; Fungi; Basidiomycota; Agaricomycetes; Polyporales; Adustoporiaceae. The coding region runs from base 1 to 993 and encodes 330 amino acids.
AUGCAAGAGUCAGAGACACCCGAAGAUGGACCCAUGCGUAGGCAAUCAGGCCAGCCUUCGACGAUUAUCCUUGCACUAGAGUUCCCGACACAUAGGAUUGUACUUACACAAGGGGAAGUAACAAAGCUAUGCACCUCCCAAUGGACUCGAUUGACAAUGAAGCGCGAAGUUAGACCACAAGCAUACUCCACUUGGCCUCCUCCCAUUUUUUCGCAACAUAUACUUAGGCGGACACGAAGCUAUGAACAUCGACAUCGUAUGAAGCUUGACACUCGCGAAGGAAUAACUAGCCCACGUCGUAUCGACAUUCCGAUGUACAUCGCACACGGAACGUACACAGCCUAUGGUGAGCCGAGCAUACUGAUGGUGAUCGCACUGGGAGUGCUCUCGGACGGAACCUCCCCUAAGCGUGCUCAGGAAAUCGAAAAAACGGUUACUAUUCGAAGCCGGGGUUACGGGAACGGGAACACCACUACGUUCCUUCGCAACAUAAUGUCUGAUAUAUUCGCAUGCACACUACACUCACAUGCACUGAGCUGGGACAAGAUCAAGUGCGAGUGCUUCCUCGCAUUGGCAGCCCUAAAGCUAUACACGCAACAAAGGCACACAGCCCAUCUUGCUUUGUGGGGUGCCCAAUGGCCUGGUGUGCAGGGUGCUCUGUGGUACACAGGGUCAGCGCGUCGAUCGGUACGGUAUUCAAUAAUGCGCAGUAAGACUGCUACACCUUCAUCCUCUUCCGAUACUCCUCUCGCAACAGGGAGACUUCCGGACUGCCCACAACCAUUCCCGCGCGAUGCAAUCAUACGGACCGCCGCGGAUCGAAUACUGCUGUGGAAGAUGUGUCAACGGGAAAGCAUGACGACGAAGAAAAAGCGCAAGGCGGCAGAGGUCGACGAGGACAACGCUGGGGUGCAGGUGUUACAGGCGGAGGUCGCUGAAGCGCAUCCGACAAAGAGAGUGAGGCGGCAGGCGGCCAAGAGCAGGAGGCGUUGA